Messenger RNA from Plectropomus leopardus (leopard coralgrouper), 937 nucleotides. The record is from RefSeq and is a predicted model, not a curated record. NCBI's taxonomy places the organism in Eukaryota, Metazoa, Chordata, Actinopteri, Perciformes, Serranidae.
UCGGUGGUGUUUUGAAUGUAACUGACGUGCGUGUCGCGUCGCGGAAUCACAAAGUUCGUAAAUGUGAGCGUCUCCCUGUCUUUGUUUGAGUUGGCUGGUUGAUCAGAGAGCGAUGGCCGGUCCAGAGCUCCUGCUGGACUCCAGCAUUCGGAUGUGGGUGGUCCUGCCCAUCGUCUUCAUCACCUUCUUCGUCGGGAUCAUUCGUCAUUACGUCACCCAACUGCUCCACAACGACAAAAAGGUCGACCUGGAGCAGGUGUCUGACAGCCAGGUGCUCCUGCGCAGCCGCAUCCUCAGAGAGAAUGGAAAGUACAUUCCUCGACAGUCUUUCGCGAUGAGGAAACAUUACUUCAACAACGCAGAGACCGGUUUCUUCAAGAAGGUCAAGAGGAAGGUCGUCCCCAAGAACCCCAUGACAGACAGCAGCAUGCUGACAGACAUGAUGAAGGGAAACUUGACCAACGUCCUGCCCAUGAUUGUGAUCGGUGGAUGGAUCAACUGGGCUUUCUCUGGAUUCGUCAUAACCAAAGUGCCGUUUCCUCUGACUCUGCGGUUCAAGCCCAUGUUACAGCGAGGCAUCGACCUGCUGUCCCUGGACGCCUCCUGGGUGAGCUCGGCCUCCUGGUACUUCCUGAACGUGUUUGGGCUGAGGAGCAUGUACAGCCUCAUCCUGGGACAGGACAACGCUGCCGACCAGUCGCGGGUCAUGCAGGACCAGAUGACGGGCGCUGCCAUGGCGAUGCCCCCCGACCCCAACAAGGCCUUUAAGAGUGAGUGGGAGGCGCUGGAGAUCGUGGAACACAAGUGGGCGUUGGAGAACGUGGAGGACGAGCUGAUGUCCAGAGAUCUGAACUUUGGGAACUUCUUCAGUCAGGACAUCAAGUCCACCACGUUUUAGAGCGACGAGGACCUGCGAGCUCCGAAACGUCUCUGACAG